AUGAUUGCUACAAUAAAUUUAAAAAUUCUUAUUUUAUAUAUUAGUUUUUUUCCUCUUACAUUAGAAAAUUUACGGCGUUCUCAUUCCUUAUCAUCUGCUUCUUCUACUCAAGAGUUAGUUCGAAGAAAUAGUAUGGAUGGUGAAAAUGGUUUAACAUAUACAGAAAAGUUAAAACUUUAUGACCAUGUUUGUAUAAAGAAUCCAUUUACAAAGUACAGAAGUGCAGUAAAAUUUGUUCCACCAACUAAAUUUGAUAUAAGACCUUUUUUAGGAACCAAUCGUAUUAGUCUUAAAGUAUGGAAAGCAACAUGGAGUAAAUGUGAUUUUAAGUGUUUUGUAAAAAACGAUUAUACAUUAUUUAAAGUGAAGUUAGCACAACAAAUAAACUUAUAUAGAAAAUUUCAUAAUGUUCCACCUCUUAAAUAUAGUUCUAGACUUUGUUAUUUAGCUCAACAUCGCGCUAAUUUAAUGGCUCUCCAAAAAAUGAUUUUGCACAAUAGUAGAGAAAGCAAAUAUGGAGAAGUCGUUGGUUUGGCAUAUAUUCCAGCAGCUUCAUCACUUGCUAAUAGAUGGUAUGAUGAAAGAAAAAAUUACAAUUUUAAAACAGGACAAACAAGAUUUGGUAGUCAAUUAUUUGCACAAUUAGUUUGGAAAUCUACAACUGAAAUGGGAAUUGGUGUUAGUGAGGCCAAUGAUAUGAUUUAUGUAGUCGUUUAUUUUUAUCCAAGAGGAAACACUAUGGGUUACUAUAAAGAAAAUGUCAACGAGAUUCCCGGAAAAUUCUUCAAAUUUUUCUUUUAA
Messenger RNA from Strongyloides ratti, 801 nucleotides. Its product is annotated as CAP domain-containing protein. The transcript has 2 exons. Lineage: Eukaryota; Metazoa; Nematoda; Chromadorea; Rhabditida; Strongyloididae. Bases 1 to 801 code for a protein of 266 amino acids. The record is from RefSeq and is a predicted model, not a curated record.